AUGCCCUUGUUAUGUCGUAGAUGUGGUGGCACAGCUGGAGCCAUCCUGACCUGUCCCCUGGAAGUGGUGAAGACACGUCUACAGUCAUCCCAACUGAGACUGCGGCCUCUGUGCCUCUCAGAGAUACAGCUGCCAGGGAUGAGUGUGAGGCUGGUGAACCCCACCCCACCGUCUCCUGGGGUGCUCAAGUUGCUGAGGACCAUCCUUGAGAAGGAAGGCAUGCGGUCCCUGUUCCGAGGUCUGGGCCCAAACCUUGUUGGGGUUGCUCCUUCCAGGGCUAUAUAUUUUGCUGCCUAUUCUGGUGCUAAGGAGAGGCUCAAUGCUGUCCUUGUACCGGAGUCCAAGAAAGUCCACAUGCUGUCAGCAGCCUGUGCAGGCAUUACCUCUUCCACACUCACCAACCCUAUCUGGUUAGUGAAAACCAGGAUGCAGCUGGAAGCCAGGGCGAAGGGUGAGAUGGCCAGCAACGCUCUGCAGUGUGCCAUGCACGUGUACCGCACCGAAGGCCUCCGUGGGUUCUACCGUGGCAUUACUGCCUCCUACGCCGGAGUGUCAGAGACCAUCAUCCAUUUUGUCAUCUAUGAAGCACUGAAACAGCAACUGAGAAACAGCCAUCAUUCCCUUUCCCCACCACUCACACUGUCAUCAAACAGACAUGAUUUCUUUGGACUGAUGGGAGCUGCUGCUGUCUCCAAAACCUGUGCUUCAUGCCUUGCAUAUCCACAUGAGGUCGUUCGGACGCGGUUGCGAGAAGAAGGGUCACGGUACCGCUCCUUUAUACAGACUCUGCAGCUGGUGGUGCAUGAAGAGGGACCCUUGGCUCUGUACCGAGGGCUCCUGGCUCACCUGAUCCGCCAAAUCCCAAACACAGCUAUCACGAUGGCUACCUAUGAACUUAUCGUGCAUUUGGCCUCUUCCACCUUGUAA
This is a messenger RNA of Merops nubicus (carmine bee-eater), 927 nucleotides long. Its product is annotated as solute carrier family 25 member 33-like. Bases 1 to 927 code for a protein of 308 amino acids. The transcript has 6 exons. Gene Ontology annotation, molecular function: pyrimidine nucleotide transmembrane transporter activity. Gene Ontology annotation, cellular component: mitochondrion. Gene Ontology annotation, biological process: pyrimidine nucleotide import into mitochondrion. NCBI's taxonomy places the organism in Eukaryota, Metazoa, Chordata, Aves, Coraciiformes, Meropidae. The record is from RefSeq and is a predicted model, not a curated record.